AUGUCACUCAAAGACGACCUUGCUUACGCCUCCUCAGAUGGAGAAGGGGAGGAGAACCGGAAGCCACCACCCAUGAGCCAAGCCCGACAAUUCUUCAUUCCUACACCAAAAUCCAGCUUCAACAAGAACAGCACUGGUGACUCAAAGCAGAGCAAACGCAAGUUCACAGAGGCUUUUGGAGACACCUCGUUCUCUGACAUUGUCUUCAACACUCUGACCACAAAGAAGAAGGCCAAGCCCACUCUGGUUGCUCCAUCCACGGACAAUUCCUGGAAACACAACGCUGAAAAGAACAAAAACAAGGCAAAGAAGGCUCCAGUUGUCCUGAGGAAGACAAAGGUGGAGACUGUCAAGGAACACAACAGCAGCGACGAUGACGAUGAAGUGCAGAUUGUGGCACCCCCAAGAACUAUGUCAAAAAGGAGUCUCCGGUAA
Seminavis robusta is the source of this 435-nucleotide messenger RNA. Lineage: Eukaryota; Bacillariophyta; Bacillariophyceae; Naviculales; Naviculaceae. The record is from the annotation of a GenBank genome assembly.